Messenger RNA from Salmo salar (Atlantic salmon), 10617 nucleotides. Its product is annotated as cell adhesion molecule DSCAML1. Lineage: Eukaryota; Metazoa; Chordata; Actinopteri; Salmoniformes; Salmonidae. The record is from RefSeq and is a predicted model, not a curated record. Gene Ontology annotation, biological process: cell-cell adhesion. Gene Ontology annotation, molecular function: protein binding.
GGGACCAGAUCAGUGGCCGUUCCACGGCGCUGGCGAGUCUGGGACUAGGGCUGGAGAGAUCGCCGGUGAGCAUCGUCACCACUCCAGCACCGAGCCUCGUCUGGCCGAACACUGCGCCGUGCACUCGUCGGGAUUGCACAACAUUCCUGAGAAAUAUACCUGCUAUUUAUGGCAUGUGGCUGGUAACUUUAUUCCUGCUGUAUUCUUUACAAGAAGUGAACAGUGAGGAUGUGGUCUCGACGCGGCUGUACUUUGUAAACGCCUCCCUGCAGCGGGUGACCUUCUCCAGCUCGGUUGGGGUGUCCCUGCCCUGCCCUGCGGGCGGCGCACCCCAUGCCGUCCUGCGCUGGUACCUGGCCACCGGCGACGACAUCUACGACGUGCCCCACAUCCGCCACGUGCACGCCAACGGCACCCUCCAGCUCUACCCUUUCUCGCCCUCCGCCUUCAACAGCUACAUCCAUGACAACGACUACUUCUGCACCGCAGAGAACCAGGCCGGCAAGAUCCGCAGCCCCAGCAUCCGCAUCAAAGCAGUGUUCAGGGAGCCCUAUACGGUUCGGGUGGCAGACCAGCGGUCCAUGCGGGGCAACGUGGCCGUGUUCAAGUGCCUCAUCCCCUCGGCCGUGCAGGAGUACGUCAGCGUGGUGUCCUGGGAGAAAGACACCGUCUCCAUCGUGCCAGGGAACCGUUUCUUCCUGACGUCGUUUGGGGCCCUAUACAUAUCAGAGGUCCAGAAGGAAGAUGCCCUGUCCACCUACCGCUGCAUCACCAAGCACAAAUACAGUGGCGAGACUCGCCAGAGCAACGGAGCCAGGCUCUCUGUUAUGGACCCUACGGAGUCCACCCCCUCAGUGUUGGACAGUUUCCAGUCCGGGGAGGUCCAGGUGGGGCGUAAUGUGGAGCUGCCCUGCAUCGCCUCGGGGUAUCCCAACCCCACCAUCCGCUGGCUGAAGGACGGACGCCCGUUGCCCGCCGACUCCCGCUGGACGCGCCGUCUCACGGGCCUGACGGUCAGCGACCUGCGUCUGGGCGACAGCGGCAACUACAUCUGUGAGGUCACCAACAGCUUCGGCUCUAAAGAGGUGACCGGUCAUCUUAACGUCAUCGAGCCGUUGAGAGUGACUCUAUCUCCUAAGAACCUGAAGACGGGCAUCAGCAGCACGGUGAUCCUGUCGUGUGCCGUGCAGGGUUCUCCCCACUUCACCCUGUCCUGGUACCGCAACACAGAACCCGUCCUCCCCGACCAGCACUUCUCCAUCCAGGGGGCCCACAACGAGACCCUGUUCAUCUCCGCUGCCCAGAAGAGACAUUCGGGAGCCUACCAGUGCUUCGCCACCCGCAAGGGCCAGACCGCACAGGACUUCUCCAUCAUACUGCUGGAGGAUGGUACGCCCCGUAUCGUGUCCUCCUUCAGUGAGCGAGUGGUGGUCCCAGGGGAACCCUUCUCCCUCAUGUGCGCUGCCAAAGGUGCCCCUCCCCCCACCAUCACCUGGACUCUGGAUGAUGAGGCUGUGGCCAGGGACCCGUCUCGGGUGAGGGCCAGCCAGUACACGCUGUCGGACGGCUCCACCGUGUCCCAUGUCAACGUCAGCAGCCCGGAGAUCCGCGACGGAGGGGUGUAUCGCUGCGCCGCACGCAACUCGGCCGGUAGCGCCGAGUACCAAGCGCGCAUAAACGUAAGAGGUUCUCCCAGGAUCAGGGAUAUGCGUAACAUCACGGCGGUGGCUGGGAGGAACACCUUUAUAAACUGCCGUGUGAUUGGCUAUCCCUACUACUCAAUCAAGUGGUACAAGGAGGGGCUUCUGCUGCCCGACAACCAUCGUCAGGUGGUGUAUGAGAAUGGUACUCUGAAGCUAAGUGAUGUCCAGAAGGUCUUGGACGAGGGGGCGUACCUAUGCAGUGUGCUCAUCCAACCACAGAUCUUCAUCAGUCAGACCGUCUACGUCCAAGUCAAAGUGCCCCCUCUGAUCCAGCCCUUUGACUUCCCCCCCACCUCCAUUGGGAAGCUGAUGUACAUCGCCUGCGUGGUGUCGUCUGGCGACAUGCCCAUCCACAUCACCUGGCGUAAGGACGGCCAGGAGAUCGUGCCCUCGUCCGGCGUCAACAUCGAGACCAAGGAGUACAUGAGCUCGCUGCAGAUCGGCAAGGUGUCGCUCAAGCACAACGGCAACUACACCUGCAUUGCUAGUAACGACGCCGCCACCGUCAGCUCUGAGAGGCAGCUCACUGUCACAGUGCCCCCUCAGUUUGUGGUCCAGCCCAAUAAUCAGGAUGGGAUCUACGGCAAGGUGGGGGUCCUCAACUGCUCCGUGGACGGAUACCCCCCUCCCAAAGUCAUGUGGAAGCACGCCAAAGGUACAGGGAACCCGCAGCAGUACCACCCAGUGCCUCUGACCGGUCGGAUCCAGAUCAUGGGGAACGGCUCUCUGCUGAUCCGUCACGUCCUGGAGGACGACCGGGGAUACUACCUCUGCCAGGCCUCCAACGGCGUGGGCUCCGACAUCAGCAAGAGCAUGGUCCUGACCGUCAAGAUCCCAGCAAUGAUCACGUCGCACCCCAACACCACCAUGGCCAUUAAGGGACAGAUUAAGGAGCUGAACUGCACAGCGAGGGGGGAAUGGCCUAUCAUCAUCCGUUGGGAGCGUGGUGACACGGUCAUCGACCCCGACCGUAACCCACGCUACGCCAUCACCACCAGCCCCAACGAGAAGAGUGAUGAAGUAUUGUCUACGCUGAAGCUGAAGCCAGCAGAACGUGGUGACUCGGUCUUCUUCUCCUGCCAUGCCAUCAACUCAUAUGGAGAGGGCCGGGGACUCAUCCAGCUCACUGUGCAAGAGCCCCCAGACCCUCCAGAGUUGGAGGUGAGGGAGGUGAAGGAUCGGAGUAUGAACCUGCGCUGGACCCAGAGAUUUGACGGCAACAGCAUCAUCACCAGCUACGACAUUGAGUACAAGAACAAGACCGAUCCAUGGGAGUUAAAGCAUGCCACCCGUAAGAUCUCUCCCACCAAUAACCAGGCCAACAUCGUGGAUCUACACCCUGCCCAAGUCUACAGCAUCCGCAUGUUCUCCUACAACAAGAUCGGACACAGUCAAGCCAGCAAGGAGCUCACCAUCAGCACAGAGGAAGCACAGCCUGAUGGUCCUCCUAUGGAGGUUUUCCUCCAGCCUAUGACCUCGCAGAGCAUCCGCGUCACCUGGAAGGCCCCCAGGAAGGAGCUUCAGAACGGGGUGAUCCGGGGUUACCAGAUUGGUUACCGUGAGAACGGGCCUGGCAGUAACGGCCAGUACAGUAUCGUGGAGAUGAAGGCUACGGGGGACAGUGAGGUGUACACCCUGGACAACCUGAAGAAGUUUGCCCAAUAUGGAGUGGUGGUCCAGGCCUUCAACAGGGCCGGCACAGGCCCCUCCAGCUCUGAGAUCAACGCUACCACACUGGAAGAUGUGCCCAGCCAGCCGCCCCAGACCGUGCGGGCCAUCUCGGUGACAUCCGACGAGGCGGUAAUCACCUGGGCGGAGCCCCCACGUCUGACACUGCACGGCGUGCUGAAGGGUUACCGUGUGGUCUUCUGGUCCCUCUUCCCCGACGGAGGUGGGUGCUGUGGGGGCCCGACGUACCCGCACGCACGGGCACAGGGCCACGCGCAGAAAUGGGGAGAGAUGCAGAACAUCACGACAUCUCGUGAGCAGGUGGAGCUGAGAGGGCUGGAGAAGUUCACUAACUACAGUGUGCAGGUGCUGGCCUACACACAGGCUGGGGACGGGGUCAGGAGCAAUGUGCUGUACAUCCAAACCCGCGAGGACCACCCUGGCCCCCCGGCUGGCAUCAAAGCUGUGCCCUCAUCCACCAGCAGUGUGGUGGUUUCCUGGCUACCCCCGCACAAGCCCAAUGGAAUCAUCCGCAAGUACACCAUCUACUGCUCCAGCCCCGGAUCAGGCCAACCGGCCCCCAGUGAGUACGAGGCCAACCCCGAGCUGCUGUUCUACCGGGUCACCCACCUGAACCGGGGACAGCAGUACCUCAUCUGGGCCGCCGCUGUCACCACCGCCGGACGGGGGAACAUCAGCGACAAGGUCACUGUGGAGCCUGCUGGGAAGGCCCCAGCUAAGAUCCUAUCGUUCGGCGGUACAGUGACCACUCCCUGGAUGAAGGAAGUGAGGCUACCCUGCAGCUCAGUGGGCGAACCCACCCCCACCAUCAAAUGGACCAAAGACAGUGAGGACACGGCUAUCCCGGUGACUCUGGACGGUCAGAGGCUCAUCAUGGCCAAUGGCACACUGAUCCUGCGCUCUGUGAAAGCUGAGGAUUCUGGGUAUUACACGUGCACGGCCACCAACACGCUGGGCUUUGACACCAUCAUUGUCAACCUGCUGGUGCAAGUUCCUCCAGACCAGCCCCGUCUGACUGUCUCCACCACCUCCACCUCCUCUAUCACCCUGGCCUGGAUCCCUGGGGACAACGGAGGAUCCUCCAUCAGAGGUUUCGUGCUGCAGUACUCGGUGGACAACAUGGAGGGUUGGAGGGAUGUGUUCAUCAGUUCCAGUGAGAGGUCCUUCAAGCUGGACAACCUACGCUGUGGCACCUGGUACAAGGUCAAACUGGCCGCCAAGAACAGCGUGGGAGCGGGACGCAUCAGUGAAAUCAUCGAGGCUAAGACCCACGGACGAGAGCCCCAGUUCAAUAAGGAACAGCCAGUGUUCACCCACGUCAACUCUACCCACGCCCGGCUCAACCUGCAGGGCUGGGCGAGCGGUGGCUGCCCCAUCACGGCCGUGCUGCUGGAGUUCAGACCUAAGGGCAACUGGGCGUGGCAGAACGUGCGCACCAACGCCACGGCCGACGUGUUCCUGGCUGAGCUCCGCGAGGCCACCUGGUACGAGCUGAAGAUGAAGGCUUGUAACAGCGCCGGCUGCGGGAACCAGAGCUCUCAGUUCGCCACGCUGGACUACGAUGGCACAGGUACCAUCCCUCCCAUCAAGUCAGCGCGGCCGGAGGGCGACGACGUUAAGAAGCUCUUCUCCAUCGGCUGCCCUGUCAUCCUAGUCACUCUGGUCGUCGCCCUGCUCUUCAUCAUCCGCAAGAAACGCAAAGAGAAGAGACUGAAGCGACUGAGAGAUGCCAAAAGCCUGGCUGAGAUGCUGAUCAGCAGUAAGAAUAACCGGAGCUUUGACACCCCUGUGAAGGGGCCCCCCCAGGGCCCCCGACUCCACAUCGAUAUCCCCAGAGUCCAGCUGCUCAUCGAGGACAAGGAGGGCAUCAAACAGAUCGGUGAAGACAAAGCCACCAUCCCAGUGACGGACACAGAGUUCAGCCAGAAUGUGAAUCCACAGAGCUUCUGUACGGGUGUGUCUGUGCAUCACCCCGCCCUCAUCCAGAACACCGGCCCUCUGAUUGAUAUGUCCGAUAUCAGACCAGGGACCAACCCGGUGUCGAGGAAGAGCGUGAAGUCGGCCCACAGUACGAGGAACCGCUACUCCAGCCAGUGGACCCUGACCAAGUGCCAGUCGUCCACGCCCGCCCGUACCCUCACCUCUGACUGGCGCACCGUGGGCUCCCAGCAUGGCAUCACCGUCACCGAGAGCGACAGCUACAGCGCCAGCCUUUCACAGGACACGGAUAAGGGGCGUAACAGCAUGGUGUCUACAGAGAGUGCGUCGUCCACCUAUGAGGAGCUGGCGCGGGCCUACGAACACGCCAAGCUUGAGGAGCACCUGCAGCACGCCAAGUUUGAGAUCACUGAGUGCUUCAUCUCAGACAGUUCCUCAGACCAGAUGACCACGGGCACCAACGACAACGCCGACAGCAUGACCUCCAUGAGCACGCCGUCCGAGACGGGCCUGUGUCGCUUCACCGCCUCGCCACCCAAACCCCAGGACUACGACCGCGGCAGACCUACCAACGUAGCCGUGCCCAUCCCCCACCGCGCCAACAAGAGCGAGUGGACUGGCAAAAGUGACUACUGUAACCUUCCCCUCUACAUGAAGACAGACCCUUUCUUCCGGAAGCAGUCGGAGCAGCAUGACCCGUGCCCGGUGGUGCCGCCCCGUGAGGCCUCCAUCCGCAGCCUGGCCCAGCGGGCGUACCACACCCAGGGCCGCCACAUGACUCUGGACUCCUCCAAGCAGCAGCAGGCUCUGACUGUGGGCCACGCUGGCCUGGCCGGCCUCAGCGGCUCAGGGGGAGCAUCAGGGGGUGGUAGUGGUGUAGGAGGGGCGACUGGAGGGCCUUCUGGUGGUUCCAGCACCACCUCCCUGUCUCAGAGGACUCUCACCAUGCCCGGUUCCUCCUCUUCCUCUGCCCAGAGCGCCGCUGCUGCCGCUACCGCCUCGGCCAGCGGGGGAGCCACGGGGGGAGACUCCAGAGACUCUCUGCUGGAGAGCAGCUCGUCAGGCCUGGGCAGACUAGAGAGACAGAAGCAGGCGGCUGGCGGGGCCUACUCCAAAUCUUAUACACUGGUGUAGCUGGAGCCGCCACUGGUGUAGAUGUUGGAGCCUUGGGAAGGGUUAGGGGCCACACAGACACACGUACACACACCUGGCGCCUGCACUGUCAGGCCAAAGGGGCCGCUAGGCAGGGGCCAGAUUGGGGUUUUUAUAGCACAGGAGUUCGUCUUCUUUCUGCCAGUUUGUGUUUUCUCUGUCUAUCCUUUUCUCUCUCUGUCUCGUUUUCUUCCCCUCUCUAUCUAUUUUUUAAAUUUUAUCUUCCCUGGAAAUAACUUGCCAAACGCAACAUAAUUGUAAUAUUUGUUUUUUCAAACUUUUUUUUCUCUCUCUCUUUCUCUCUCGUUAUCUGUUAAGACACCUCAGAACUUAUGCACAAAAUACUUUCCAUGUGCACUUCUUUUCUUGAAUUCAGAACGGUAAACGGAAAAAAAAAAAAUAUAUUUAGAGUUUCACAUAAACCUGUCUAGAUGUUUUAGGCUGUUUUACGUGUUCCUUUUCAUAUCUCUGAACAGAGAGUUCAGAAUUCAUACAGCAGCGCAUUGCCACGGAAAGUGCUUAUGCAUAAACCAACAACCUUGGUGUCUGUCUCUGGCCCUCCAAAGCCAUCCCGGUAGGGACUCACACAAACAGGUAACAGACUGUGGUUUCAACGACGAUGUUGGAGGAGUCUGGGGGGAUUUUUUUCACGCAAUUCAUGACACGGCAUAGAGUGUUGAUGACUCUUUUAUAGGACACCAGGAAACGGAGCGAGGGGGAAAAAACUGGAAUCGUCCUCACACGAAAGAUGAAUCUGAACUGUUUUUGGUUUUUUUUACAUUUUAUUCCUCUUUUGGAAUAUAUAUACUCAUGUGCAUUAAAAGAGGGUAGAAUGGAUUCACAGAACCUUCACAAGCCUGUGUGUGUGUGUGUGCGUGUAUAUGUGUAAAUAUGUAUACAUGUGGCUGGCACACACCUGCAGUGGACCUUUUUAAUCAAUCUGUAUGCUGACUCCUUGGCGGAGGCGUGAGUUGAAAACCUCCUGUCCAUCUGCUACUGACAGUGUUUUGGGGACGAUGAUGUCACACUGUAUGACGUCACAUGUCGGUCUCUCCCUUCUGGACUGUGUGAUUGACACUGGCAGCAUCGCCUUGGAGACAAUGAGUUGAUUUGCUGUGCAUUAGAGGUGCCACCCCUCCUCUUGGUCCUCUCUCUCGUUCUCUCCGUCCCCCUGAAGCAGGAAGAAGACCCUUUGUUCUGUCGUUAAUUCGCGCUUGGUGCCAGACACCCCCAUUCCUUCAUACUGCCCCUCGGUCUACCCAAACCCCUGUAACCCUUCCCCAUCACCCCACACCCCCACCCUCCAUACUCCACCCCGUCCAUACAGUCUCACUGUGACCUUCUAGCACACUCUGCUAGGCAGACAGACAUUUAUGACAAUAGUUGGGACUGACUGACAAAUGGACUGCAAGACAACAGAAAGACUGACUGAUAAAAGAUGAAACAGAUGAAAAGAUGGAUGGAUGAACAAGUUUCAGAUUGAAACAGAGGAGAAUGUACAAACAUGAUAAUGCAGCGAGGAACAUUGAUUUCCAGGGAGAGAUGGAAAGAUAAGGCCGACAAAGGAGUUGUGUAAGUGUUUAGGGAAGGAUGAAAGAGAUGGCAGGUGAACAUGAGUUAUUCUUAUGAAAUGAAGUGGUCUCCAGAAUAAAUAUGUUGUCGAAGGCCCCCCCCAUCCCACUAAAACGUGUUUAAACUUAUUGUUGGGUUCUGUUGACGUUUCUGUUAUUAUUUAUAUUGUUCAUUAUACACCCAAAGCUUAGCCCCAUGACAAAGAAACGUCCUAAAAAAAUAAAAAUAAUUGCUCACAAUAUUUGCAAUGGAACAUUUCAAAUCAGGGCUCUCACAAUAUAUAAAAAAAAAUAUAUACAAUAUUUGUUGUCAAAGAUGUGUACAUAUAUAUUUAUAUCUAAAUAUAUAGCAAAUAUAUAACUAUUGAAUAACGUAGAGAGAUAUAAAGUCAUCGUAAUGAAAAAAUAUAUAAAAAGUGAGACAAUCGCUCAGUGGAUGAAGCCGUAGGUUAGGAGGAAGAUGAGAAAGUGGGUCGAAGAAUGGGAAACGGCUAGCACAACCAAGAAAGAUAUAGAUGAAAUAGAGAGCGAGCUACAGUAUCUGAGGCCGAGUUUGGGGAUGUGAACAUUGAUGCCAUGGUCUCAUGGGCGUUUGCCCCUGUGCCAGGUACAUAGGUAGCUACAGUGCAGGAGCACAACUACACCAAACAUGCCAUUCAGGAUGCAAAGUGUCUAAGUAGUUAAUGAUGGGUAGUACCUUAGCCAGUGAGGUCCGUUGCAAACUAAUGCUGUCGAUUUAGCAUUUUGUAAUGGUCAGAAUGCCUUGUGGUCUGUGAACCCAAUGGCAGCCAGUGUGGUUACUGUGUCUAAUAACAUCAGACCGGUGGUUGAUUUGGUUUGGAGUUGCCCCUGUGGUCCACUGUGGUGAAGAAUAGACACUGCUGUCAUUUUGUGAUCAGAAUGUUUUUUUGUGGUCAGUGAGGUAAAGUGUGUUCAUUGCGGUCAGCACAACCCUCUUUUAAUUGUAUUCUGUGGAAAGGGUGAGGGACAUCACUAACAUGAGAAAGGAAGAUUUCAGGGAACCUCUAACCGUUUAUAAGUACUUGUAGUGGAUAGUUAGUGUGUAGCAGCUUCAGAGCUGAGUCACUUAGCUGAGGCAACAUCCACUGUUGAUUUCAGCUCAGAGCCUAACCCUGGCAGAACUAACCCUGGCACAACUAACCCUGGCACAUGGGGAUUCAGGUAACUGUGGUGGGCAAUGCCAAGGCACCAACCCACCUUCUUAUUGUCUACAUCCCCAAAUCUAAGGCCAACUUAAAAGUAUGACCCUACUUCAGGUGUUAAGAGAGUGCAAAGGGUGGAACCAAAUGUAACCUGUUGUAUUGCACCUUCCGAAGGUGUGUUCUGUUGACAACCUCCAUGACGUCUCAUGACUGAACUUAGUGAAGACAGCACAUAGUGACCUCUGUGUUUUACCGUUGUCAUUAUGUCCCUGCACAGUACUCCUAUUCCGGACAUACAUAUAACUGUUAUAACUGAGAACACUCACGCUCCCUGCCUGUUGCAGACAGUGAACAGGCAGGGAGCGUUUGCAGAGAGAAGAAUCUUUUCUUUCCGUUGAUAUUAUUAUGGUACUCUUUUAUUUUGCUUUGGCUGCCUUGGUUAUGCAAUUAUCUUGAAACGGUUUGAGACGCACAGUGGCGUCACGUGAAGGGGCAGGCCUGUCUAGCCAAUUGAAAUCAGGGACUCCCUAGCUCCAACCAAUCACAGGAAAAGCUGUGUGCAUAUUGGGUGGGGUCAGGAAUCAAACUCCCUCCCCAACCUACCCUAACCUUUGCCCCACCUAUUUGACUAACCAGACCAUCUUUUUCACCUGGUAAUAACAUGUGUCUUGUGAUCAGAUUUGACCCAAAAUGUCUACUCCAGCCCAAUUUGAUCGGGUAUGACCGGAUGUGACCAAAGAUCCAUUCCCAGGACACAUGUUAACACCAGGUCUAAAGGGGGUCUCAGAUUACCCCCUCCCUGCACCUCCUGCCACAACAGCAUUGCUACCCCACUAUUAAAGACUCUUGUACAUAGCAAAGUGUUUUGUAUAAAUACGUACUAUUUUCAACAUCUCCAGAUGAAACCAGGGCACAAUGUAAAUGUUGAUUAAAGUUAUAACUUGAAACAGGAGAGGGUUAAAGAAAAUUAUAGAAUUAUAGUAACACUGCUUACAAUUACAGUUUUGAAUGGGGCAACAACAACAACAAAAAAAUCCAGAGUGGACCACAUAUCGGCUUUCACAAUUGGUUCCUCUUUUUCAAGAGGUUUUGUUGAGUUCAUUUUUGGGAGCCAUUGAUUGCUUUGUAUUGAUUUUCUUUUUUGUAGUAUUUUUUAUUUUUAUUUCUGUUGAGGAAAAACGGCAUUGCAUGCUCUGAAUAUUUUGCUGGUUAUAAAAAGGAAAAUGGAGAAACAAACACGAGAAAGGGGUGAGGGGAAAAAAGCAUUCCUAAACUUUUAUGGAAACGUUGCUUCAAUUUGCAAUUGCUUGUUUAACUCCACGGUUUUUUUUUCUAUGAAAACAAACAAAACUAGAAAAAGAGUACUCCAACACCUUGUGCAAUAAAGCUAUCUUUCUAUGA